AUGAAUGAACAAUUAAUUGAUAAUGUUUUUAUCAAGAAAUCAAAUGAAUAUAAACAAUCAACAUUAUCACCAUUAACUGACAUGGCUGAUAGUGGUAUUGUUAGUCGUAUAACACCAUUAUCAUCAAUAAAUGAAAAUAAACUUAACAUUCAUCACUAUGAUGAUGAGUCGAUAACAACUGAAAAUCAAAGUUUGUCAUUUAAUUUAACUAAUAUUAGUAAAUUAGUACUUAAGUACAAAAAAUGUGAAGAAUAUGUACGAUAUCCUAAUUGUCUGAUAACUUAUCUUGAUCAUCCAUCCGCUAUAUUUCUUCAAAUAUUUGAAGAUGGUUCUGCUUUUCAACAAAUGCAUCAAGAUAUAAAUCGAUUUUAUAUGAAUAAUCUAAAUGCAUAUUCAAAUAUUUCAACAAAAUAUUUUGAAAUAGGAGAUUUUUGUGUGGCUUAUUCAUCUCAAUAUUUUGAAUUUUUUCGUGCUAGAAUUCUAAAUAUUGAUCAUAGAAAUAAACAAUAUUUAGUCAUAUAUGUUGAUUUUGGUAAUUCAGAAUGGAUACAUAUAAAAGGUAUUCGUCCUCUUUAUAUUGAAUUUACAAAAUUAAAAAUUCAAAGUAUUCCUGUAACACUUUCUCAUAUUCUUCCAAAAAAAGAUUUAAAAACUGAUACAAUCAAUUGGAAUACAGACAUAGGUAAACAAUGUACACGAAAAUUACGUCGAUUAUUAAUUAAACCUGAUAGUGAACCAUUUUUAUUUGUAUCUGUAACAUUUCUAUCGAAUGAAAAUUGGUGGCCAUUACAUUUUGUUGAUAUUAAAAUUGAUGGUCAGGAUUUAGCUAAUAUACUUCAUAAUGAUGGACUUGCACGUCUUACACGUAAUAAUAAAGAUUUAAAAAUAAUCUAUCCAAAUUUUGGUAAACAUCCGAGUGAACAACUUAUUUUUGGUAUACAAUUAUCGAAAUGA
Rotaria sp. Silwood1 is the source of this 954-nucleotide messenger RNA. Lineage: Eukaryota; Metazoa; Rotifera; Eurotatoria; Philodinida; Philodinidae. The record is from the annotation of a GenBank genome assembly.